CUUUCUCCCGCCCCAGGUGCCGGGUCGCAGGUACCCCCGGCCUGACAUGCGAUAGAAGCAGCGCGCGCGAGAAGCCCGGUCCCCAGUGCCACCAGCCUGUCGCCCGGCCCAUGGCGAGCCCCGGCCUGGGGCUCCUUCUGGCGCUCGGCCUGCCGCUGCUGCCGGCCCGCUGGGGCCGGGCCCGGGGGCAAAUGCUGGAUACCCGUAUAAAUGAGAACGGCACCGUUACACCUGCUGAGCCAGGCUCUGGCUCUGAUGGGGCCCUGUCUCAGGGGGCCAUCACUGCCAUCAUUGUGGUCUUCUCCCUCCUGGCUGCCCUGCUUCUGGCCGUGGGGCUCGUGUUGCUGGUGCGAAAACUGCGUGAAAAGCGGCAGACAGAGGGCACCUACCGGCCCAGCAGCGAGGAGCAGUUCAACCAUGCAGCCGAGGCCCGGGCUCCCCAGGACUCCAAGGAGACAGUGCGGGGCUGCCUGCCCAUCUAGGUCUCCUUGUCUAUCCGUCUUCCUUGCUGUGUGACCUUGGGGGAAGGCAGAGCCCUCUCUGGGUAAUCAGACCUACCCAGUGCUUAAGAAUAGCAGGGAAGAAGGUGCUUUAAAGACUCUGUCCCUGA
Molecule: messenger RNA, 610 nt
Organism: Enhydra lutris kenyoni (northern sea otter)
Lineage: Eukaryota; Metazoa; Chordata; Mammalia; Carnivora; Mustelidae
Gene: CRB3
Product: crumbs 3, cell polarity complex component
Exons: 4
Coding region: 111-482 (123 amino acids)
Source: RefSeq, a predicted model, not a curated record